AUGGAAGUGGUGCUUCCUAGAACGCUCCCUAUCGAGCUCAGUUAUGUGCAGUACGAACACAAGUUCGAGGCUCAGUACCUUCCCGCUAUCCGUUCUCUCAUCUCCAAAGACCUGAGCGAGCCAUACAGCAUCUAUGUCUACCGGUACUUUCUUUGCCAGUGGGCACAUUUAUGCUUCAUGGCACUCAAUCCUAAAGAUGGCUCCCUAAUAGGCGUCAUUAUCUGCAAACUUGAGGUUCAUGCUUGCCGCUCAACUCCUACACGGCGUGGCUACAUCGCAAUGCUUGCGGUGAUGUCCGCGUACCGAGGACAUGGUGUGGCUACUGCCCUCGUCAAACGGGCCAUCGAUGCCAUGGCCAAACGGAACGCUGAUGAAAUUGUGCUCGAGACUGAGGAGACAAACGUGCCAGCUAUGAAGCUCUACGAACAGCUUGGCUUUUUGAGGUCGAAAAAACUUCAUCGCUACUACCUCAAUGGCAACAGCGCUUAUCGACUGGUGCUGCCUCUGAGGGUCGUGGACCCAGAUGAGACACUGGCUGAGAACUUCCAGGAGCAAAUUGUUUGA
This is a messenger RNA of Beauveria bassiana ARSEF 2860, 564 nucleotides long. RefSeq names its product Acyl-CoA N-acyltransferase. NCBI's taxonomy places the organism in Eukaryota, Fungi, Ascomycota, Sordariomycetes, Hypocreales, Cordycipitaceae. Gene Ontology annotation, cellular component: NatC complex. The record is from RefSeq and is a predicted model, not a curated record. Gene Ontology annotation, biological process: N-terminal peptidyl-methionine acetylation. Gene Ontology annotation, molecular function: protein-N-terminal amino-acid acetyltransferase activity. The coding region runs from base 1 to 564 and encodes 187 amino acids. The transcript is spliced from 2 exons.